GUAAAGUAUCAAGCGCGGCUGACUGACAUUUUCGUCUUCGCCAAGAACUCGCCAAUCAAUUUCAGGUAUAGUCGUCGAUUAACGCAUCGGAGAGAGAGAAGAGGAGAGCGCGCGAGCCGUCGUGUGACGCUGAGUGUCGCUCGCCAUUUUGUCUUUUUGUUGAGCUCAUCGUGGCGUCAGACUGAUAUGUAAAGGCAACGGUCAUUUGCUUUGUGCCUCGGUCACAAAGUACAAUUUGCUUGUACAGGUGGGCUGUCAAACUGGUGGAUUUUUUCAAUUUUUUGAUUUCGUCGUUGUUGUGCGGCUUAUAAGUGAUCAAUUUGAAAAAGUGACACUUCAGAGAAGUUAAAAUGAAGCUGAAAAAAAUACUGGAAACCAGUUUCCAACUGCAGCCCAAGGAAGCCAACCAGAAGCUCGAGAUCUACAAAUGUAAGCACUGCGGGCAAACUUAUGCCAGACACAUAACUCGCAUGAGCAUACACUUGUUGAAGUGUAGUGGUUGCCCUGCUGCGGUGAAAGAAUUGCUGAAAGAAAAGGUCAAGGGCAAAAUUUUGGAAACCUCGAAAAAUGUGUUUAACAAGAAGGGUCAAGUCAGGAAUCUUAAGAAAAUUUUAGAUGAAAACUUUGCACAAGUGCCCAGAGAUGGAAGCCAAAAACUGGAUAUCUACAAGUGUAAACACUGUGAACAAAAGUACGCGCGCAAUGCCUCCCGAAUGAGCUUGCACUUGCAAAAAUGUUCAGAUUGUCCCAAAGAAGUCAAGACUGCUCUUGAACUGAACGCCAAGGAAGGUAUGGCUCACAAGGUAUCACGACAGUUGAUACCAAAAAAGUUGUUGGAUAACAGUUUUAUAAUGCAGCCAAAGGAGCCCAACCAAAAACUCCAGACAUUCAAAUGUAAAUAUUGUGGCCAAGUGUAUGCCAGACAUUCGACACGCAUGAGCCUGCACUUGCAAAAGUGCAUAGGUUGUCCAACUACUGUCAAGCAAUCACUCACCGAAAAAAACAAACAUUGGAAAGAACACAAAUUCGUUGAAGUGAAUUUCAAAAGACAUGACUCUGAAAAUGAGCAAAUGCCAAGUGAUCGUGAUAUGGGAGUUAUACAGAUUUCUUCUACAAAUACAUAUUCUAAUAAUAAAAUUUCUGAAAGUAACUUUAUUGGAAAAAUGUCCAAGCAAAGACAAAAGUAUUGCGAAGAGCUGCUUGCAAAAGCAAUUUACGCUUCUAGUGUUCCAGUUAACAUUGUAGAUAACGAGCAUUGGCGCACGUUGCUGAACACUUUGAGUCCAGCAUUUCAACUACCUACUCAAGAGCAACUGUCAACAAAUUUGCUCGAAGCUACGUAUGAAAGCGUAAAAAAAGUCGUGGAUCAGAAAGUGAGGGAUGCCAUUUCGAUAGGUCUACAGUGUAGCUACAGAACUAAUUCGAAAAAUGAAAGCAUUAUUCAUUUUGUCCUUACUACGCCAGAUCCCGUGUUAUAUAGAUCUAUUUCAAUAUCAAACAAUGAAGAAGAUGCACAAUUAUACAUGGAAAAAAUAAGUGAAGUUAUCGAGGAAGUUGGUCCUGAAAGAGUAUUAGGAGUUUGUCUGGACAGUGUAUCAACUUGUGAAAAUUUAUGGGACCUAAUGCAGCAGAAAUAUGAAGAAUAUAAUAUUUCAUUUUAUUACUGUAUUUCACAAACAUUGAAUCUAUUGUUGAAAGAAAUAUCUGAACUGCCUUCUAUUAGUAUUUUACUAAAGCAAGCUUUGACAAUGAUAAAGGAAAUUCGACAUUCAGAAGUUAUGUCGACAUUAUUGAAUGAAGUGCAAAAAAAUGACGAAAAAGCUCUAAACAAUUUUGUCCUGAAAAUUCCAGGAACUAAGAAAUGGAGCUCCUAUCUUGUAUGCUUGGACAGUUUAUUGGAUCACAAGGAUGAUUUACAAGUUCUUGUUUUUUCAUCGAAAACUGAAAAAUAUGUCAGUAAAGUCACGAAAGAAUUAAUUUCUGAUGAGGAGUUUUGGAAUAAAAUCCUUAGUUACACAAAACUAGUUAGGCCAAUAAUAAAAUGGAUCAACAACUUGGAUAGUCAAGAAGCCAAAAUUUGUGAAGUAACUGAAAUAAUCCGCGAGUUGGAUCAACACUUAAUUGCAGAGACAUCCCAAGAAUCGCUCACAUUGGUGACGACAGAAGAAGCUAACCAGAUCUUAAACCAGUGCAAAACUUUAUCAGUUUCAUUGGUUCAGGAUAUUCAUUAUGCAGCGAAUAUUUUAAAUCCAAUAUUUAAAGGAGUGCGCCUCACUGCAGCUGAGUUGAGCCAAGGACAAGAUUUGAUAACAAAAUUAUCAUCCAAAUUUGGUAUGCCCGAGAAAGACAUUAUGAUCGAUUUGGCAGAAUUCAACGCUGACAGUGGAGUAUGGAGCGUCAAUUACGUGAAAAGAUCGGCAACUCUAAUGCCUCCAUCUACAUGGUGGCGGGGUCUUUUCAAAAACUCAUUCUUGACUAAAAUCGCUGCCUCCAUAUUAGAUCUGCCGAGUACAUCAUUAGUGACGACAGAAAAGUUUUCCAUGAGGGAUGAUCCAACUGGAAAAAUCAUGUACAUAAGUCAAAAUCUUAGAUUGCUAGAUCCUCACAGGAAUGAAAAGAAAGCGAAUCAAGAUGAAGCGUCUGCUGACACUGUUGAAGAAUAUGUAGAAGAAGAGGACAUUUAUACUGAAGGUAUGGAAGAAGUUCUUGUUGAGGAUCAUGACGAAUCUAUGGAAGAAACUGAAGAAGUUGUCGAAGCUCAUGAGAUAAGCGAAGAAGAUCAGGAGCAAACUGGAAGCCCGGUAUUCUUAGAGAUUAUUGAUGAAGAGGGUAAGGCGUUCCUUGUCGAACAAGUACCGCAAAACGUUACAAUAUAAAUCUAUAACUUGUAUUCCUACUUUUUUUUUUUGAAAGAGAUAUGUUGAACAACUGAUUGUGCAAAGAAUUUUAUAAAAUAUGAAUAUUUACAAAUAUUUUAAAUUCAAGCUAUAACUAUAAAAGAAAAAUUUUUAUAUAUUUUUUUUCUAAAGCAAUAAUAGUGACAGCGUGACAAGUGCAUGUAUAAAAUAACGAUAAUGUGUAAUUAAAGUAAGACCAUGUCUGUCACAUUUUAAUCACGUUUGGCGUGAUCCAUAUGACUUUUGAUUUUGUAUACCUUAAGGUAAAUAAAAUUAAUGUAUUGUAAUCAAACGAAUGCAUUCUAAAAAAUGCGCUUCGUUGAAUAAAGUUAAAAUAUAUUUGAACCACAA
Copidosoma floridanum is the source of this 3248-nucleotide messenger RNA. RefSeq lists its product as uncharacterized. NCBI's taxonomy places the organism in Eukaryota, Metazoa, Arthropoda, Insecta, Hymenoptera, Encyrtidae. The record is from RefSeq and is a predicted model, not a curated record.